CAUGCAGUUUGCUGACCGAAACCUGGGCUUUAACGAACGGUGUAAGAGCAUUAUGAAGGUGGCCCGUGCCAAACUAGACCUCAUUAAGCCAGAGGAGAUCAACAUGGAGGAGUAUGAGAUGUGGCAUCAGGACUACAGAAAUUUCCGCGAGACAACAAUCUUCCUGAUGAUUGGCUUGGAGCUGUUCCAGAAGAAAAGCUUUGUGGAGGCAUUGAUGUACCUGAUCUACUCAUACCAGUACAACAGAGAGCUGUUGGUCAAAGGGUUGUACCGAGGUCACGACGAUGAGCUCAUAGGGCUCUACCGCAGAGAGUGCCUGCUGAAACUGAACGAGAAUGCAGCGGGGAUGUUUGAGUCUGGUGAGGAGCCGGAGGUGAGCAACGGCUUGAGCAUCAUGAAUGAGCUGGUGGUGCCAUGCAUCCCCCUAUUGCUGGUCCACGACAUAGAGAAGGACCUGCUGUCUGUGGAGGACAUGAGGAACCGCUGGUGCUCCUACCUGGGACAAGAGAUGGAGCCUAACCUUCAGGAGAAGCUGACGGACUUCCUCCCCAAGUUACUCGACUGCUCGACAGAGAUCAAAAGCUUCCACGACCCUCCCAAGCUGCCCACCUACUCCACCCUAGAGCUGGUUGAGCGCUACGGACGUGUCAUGGCCUCCCUGAGCCGGGUGCCUGCAGACGGGAGAUGAGCUGAGGGGGCAGCAGCCACACGGCCCUAUACGGCCCCACGGGCACUCACUCAUGGAUCUCUUUUAACCCAUGCCUUCCUUAUAAACCAGGGGUCGCUAGCUGUUAUUCCUCUGUUUCUCUUUUGCUGCUAAAGGUUUUAACAAUAAUAAUUUCAAUUAUAUUUUUUAAGCAAAACGCAACAGAAAAAUGUAUGAAUGAACGGACAGUUGAAAAGGAAAAAGUGAAGCUGGAAAAGUAGUGAAAAUGGCGAUCCUGCAGUGAUUGAAAGCCAGCGCAUGCUGCUCCAAGCUUUGUUAAAUGAGGUUGAGUUAGUUUUUUUUGUAGCUGUUUUUUGUUGUCAUUCGGUUUGUCCCCUCCCCUUUCUUAAAAAUCCCUUUUCCCCUUCUCCCAGCUGCUCUGCCAUCAGUUUGGUACAGUAUUAUCAUAUUGGUUUUUUUUCUAAAGGAAGCGACGAAAUGAGAACCAUGAGAUUUAUCUGCGGCUUCAGGUAUCUCAAGUGGGUCUGGGGACUGCACCAAAAUGAGAAGUUUUGAGUGCUGUGGUAGACAUCCAUGGACACACUGUGGCUUGUUAAUAAAUCGAGAGAAUACAAUUUUAUUUAUGGCUCUUUUAGGCCAAAUACGUA
This is a messenger RNA of Salvelinus namaycush (lake trout), 1314 nucleotides long. RefSeq names its product ubiquitin carboxyl-terminal hydrolase 25-like. Bases 2 to 688 code for a protein of 228 amino acids. NCBI's taxonomy places the organism in Eukaryota, Metazoa, Chordata, Actinopteri, Salmoniformes, Salmonidae. The transcript is spliced from 6 exons. The record is from RefSeq and is a predicted model, not a curated record.